This is a messenger RNA of Theileria parva strain Muguga, 1428 nucleotides long. RefSeq names its product CRAL/TRIO domain protein. Bases 223 to 1428 code for a protein of 401 amino acids. The transcript is spliced from 2 exons. The record is from RefSeq and is a predicted model, not a curated record. Lineage: Eukaryota; Apicomplexa; Aconoidasida; Piroplasmida; Theileriidae.
UAUUAAAUGAAAAUGAAAAUUAGCAAUUUUAACCUGUAAAAUAUUUAUAAAUCGUAUAAAUUAAUCGUUUGUAAUUUGUAAAUAUAAAUUAAGUGUGUAAAAUAAAUGCUAAGUUAUCGUAAUAUUUAGUUUAAUGUAAUCAUCCGCGAUUUCAUGUAGUAGAAAUGCGUAUCAACACCAACUGUCACUUUUUAUCGUAUUUUAAAGGUAUUUAUCUUGAAAAUGGAGACUAAUUCUACACAUUCAAUUCUUUACGGAAAUAUAGAAAUUCCUACUUCCCAUGUUAAUCUAUACGCAUUGGAUGAGUCGGUUUUAUUAUAUGAACCUACACCUGAUGAUGUAAUAAAUGGUGAAAAUCGUAACAUCUUUAACAAUGUGCCAAUAACUGAUCACGAAGAGGCCUUAGUGGAAGAUUUUAUGAAGUUUAUCGCUAACGAUCAUCUUUUGAAAGAUGAUUCAAAUAAAGAAGGUCUAGAUUGGCUUUAUUCAAUGGAACCUGAAUUACUCAGGUUUCUAUAUUCGAGCAAAUUUGAUUUCAAGAAGACUUUGGACCAUUUGUUUAUGAAUUACAAGUUUAGAAAAUCCAAUAUGUUGCCGGCCACCCUAAUGGAUAUAGAGGAUGAGUUGAAUCAAGGUUGUUUGUAUUGGUUUGGAAGAGACAAAAAGUGCCGACCGACUUUGGUGGCCGACGUAUUCAAGUUACAGGAUCUUCCAAUGGAGAAGUUGGUCAAAUUAGUGGUUUUCUGCUUUGAAUUUUUCCUCAGAUACCUACACGUUGGUGGUAAAUGUGAAAAUUACAACGUUCUGAUCGAUUGUGAUAACAAAGGAUUUGUUCAGCUCCCAGUCCAGAUGAUAAUACAGUUGACUGAAAUAAUGAACUCUAAGUAUAGAGGGAGAUUGAAUAGUAUUUUCUUGAUAAACUCGCCCAAUCUGAUCAAUAUGAUAAUGAAGUCCUUAAAAGGAGUGUUACCCGAUCGAAUUUUGAAAAAGAUUGUUGUUUUGAGGGAAAACUCGUCAGAGACUUUACUGGCACUUUAUAAUCCUAACCAGCUACAGGAAAGGUUUGGAGGCUCAUUACCAAAUCUCACCAAAGAUUAUUAUCCAUUUCAGUUCUUCCCCGGUCCAACAACAAGUGGAAUCAAUAACUGUGAUAAAAGCUCCAAGUAUAAUCUGUUCAAAAUGCCACCAAUGACACUUUAUGGCUCCUGUUUGAUACUGAAGAAUAGUUUAUCAGGUUACCUUGAUGGAAAUAAUGAUAAAAAUGCUGGUGAUUAUUUGCUCAAGAACUUCAAAUAUUUCAUAUUUUCCAAGGAUACUGCAGAACACUUGAUCAGUAAAGUCCCGGGACUGAAAGACGAGAUUCUCCCAAACAUCAUCCAAACCCGUGAAGAUUUAACAAAUUUUGUGAAUAAUUUAAUUUACAAUUAA